This is a messenger RNA of Girardinichthys multiradiatus, 1701 nucleotides long. RefSeq names its product mitochondrial ribosomal protein L37 (gene mrpl37). The transcript is spliced from 8 exons. NCBI's taxonomy places the organism in Eukaryota, Metazoa, Chordata, Actinopteri, Cyprinodontiformes, Goodeidae. The record is from RefSeq and is a predicted model, not a curated record. Gene Ontology annotation, cellular component: mitochondrion; ribosome. Gene Ontology annotation, molecular function: structural constituent of ribosome. The coding region runs from base 182 to 1492 and encodes 436 amino acids. Gene Ontology annotation, biological process: translation.
UGGUUCUGUCUCACGCUCCAAUCCUGUAGGGAGCGCUAAACGCUCCUUUCACCAACAAGUGAUCACGAAGAAACGCCAUCAUGGCGUCCUCCUGUAGCAAUUUGAUCUACCAGUGAAGGCCGCAGUUACCAAAAAAUCUUAAUCCUCAGAACGUAGGAAGAAGUUGGACCGCAGCUGUAACAUGUUUCCAGAAGCUACACGGUCUUUAAAAGCGGCAGUUCCUUUAUUUCCUCCAAAUGUUUUCCUGAAUGCUUCCAAACUGUCCGCACAUGGAGGACCAAGCAGCCUUCAGAUCCGGAGGAACCUCAGGGUCAGCCACCGUUUGGCAGCCAAGGUAGCCCCUCCGAAGAAACCCAGGGAGAAGGUGGAAAUCCCCGGGCUGGAGGUGGUGACCUACGGAGACAGGAUGCACUAUGUGCCUGGUCUGGCUAAGCCCGUGUAUCCUCCAUGGGAGAGGAGCUACAAGGACCCGAGGUACUACAGGUCUCCCCCCGCUCAGGAGAUGCCGCUGUAUAAAAACAAACAGUGCUAUGUGUUCAACCAGAGGACAAGCGUGCUGGAAGGUGUCCGCCAGGCUGCGUGGUUGACCAAAACCUACGUGAUCCCUGGUCUGCCACCUCACCUCAUCGCACUGGGGGCAACACCUGAAAACCAGCUGCCGAACCAGGAUGAGCGCGUGCAGAACGCCAUCAAACAUGCCCGGUUCUGGGACACAACGGAGCAACGGCCAAGAAAGGAGAAGUACAGCAACACUCUGCUCCUCAACCUGCUCCAUCUCUGUGGAACGCUGCAGCCCACUCACCCAGCCACUGGAAGGAGGAUCCUUGCAGAUAACUAUUCAUUAGCAGCUACUUGGAAAAGAGGUGAGGACCUGUUCCAGAUCAGAGGUCAGAAUGGUUUGCUGCACUGCAGUAUUGAUCCUCUUCCACAGGUCUGCAGGAAAAAGGAAGUGUUGGAGACAUCAGAUCAGGUCCUGGAAAGCUUUUAUCCCGUUUCACCCACUAUCGACCUGCAACAAGUUAAUGUGUACAAAGAGGAAAUGAACUGCACAGGUUUUAGGGGAAACUACCCUUACCCUCAUGCCCACACACUUUACUUCCUGGAGACGGCUGAUCCUAACUGUAAGCUCCGCCCAGAGCAAUUCAGAGCCAAGAUGAUCAUGUUCACCUUUGGGAAUGCUUUGGCACGUGCACACAAACUAUAUGGGACUCAGCCCCAGAGUCUGUUAGAGCGUCCUGUAACUGUACAGGCAGUCGGGACCAACGGCAGAAUUUUCCAGUUUCUGGUUUUCCAGCUCAACACCACAGAGCUCUCUGGAGAUGACGGCAUCAAGAAUCAGGUUUGGUUGGAUGAAGACGUUGAGCUUUAUGAUUUUGCAAAGGUCCGACCCCUCUUCAAGAAAAAAGAAGUAAAGGUACCAGCUGGUCUGGCAGGAUACAAACCUGAAACAUUCAGCAAAUUCCUGGCCCUGUACCUGCAUGGAGCUGUUUAAGACUGCCGCUUACCUUGUUCAUUUGAAUAUGUUUGCAUAUGGACACAUUAUUAGCAGUGAGUCACUGCUUGUCAGGUAUAGGAUGGAGAUUCAAAGCGAGAGCAUUCCGCUCGUUCAGCAGUGACACGUUGACUGUGAUGAACAGAAACGUCCCAUUUUCUGCCUUCAUCUGUAACCUCUAAGAGCUCAAUAAAUUAAAUCGAGUUUAA